AUGGCAGACGCAAAUCCACACAUUGCGCAGACGCUGCUACAUCGCGCAUUUUCUCCUUCGACUGCAGAAUCACACUACCAUGAGCGCGUCAUAAAGCGCCCCCUCCACGUUCGCGCAACCUCGCCUACGCCGUCUGCACGCGCAGUCCGCCGCCGCGCUCUCAACGAGCGCAAACAAGCCGCCAGGAAGCGCAGCAAGAACCAGCCCCGUCCGCUAUCCGCUGCGAAGAAACGUGCAUUGUGCCUGAACGAGAUACCCAAGGAGCAACAGAAGUAUGCCAUCUACGACGGAUUACACAAUUUGUGGGUGGGAUACAUGCGGGAGGUGCUAGGCCUGAACGACGCUGCGAGGAAUGUGCUUGUCACGCCAAACGCAAGUGGGCAACUGCUUGCGACUGCCGACAUGCACGGUGCGCUUGUGAGUGUGGUGAGAAGCCGCUGCGUGAGCCGCGUAGGCUUGGAGGGCAUCAUCGUCCGUGAUACGAGAUUUACAUUCGAGAUCAUCACGAAGAAUAACGCUGUGAAAUCUAUACCCAAGGAACACACUAUCAUUCGCUUUGAGUUGCCGCUUCCGGUCGAAGAAGGAAAGGAGCCCAUGAAGCCACUGGUCUUUGAGCUCAACGCCGAACAAUUCCAGACAAGAGCGGCUGAUCGCGCGAACAAGAAGUUCAGGAUGCACUACCAGCCCGACAUAUGA
This is a messenger RNA of Alternaria ethzedia, 696 nucleotides long. RefSeq lists its product as uncharacterized. Lineage: Eukaryota; Fungi; Ascomycota; Dothideomycetes; Pleosporales; Pleosporaceae. The transcript has 2 exons. Gene Ontology annotation, cellular component: ribonuclease P complex; ribonuclease MRP complex. The coding region runs from base 1 to 696 and encodes 231 amino acids. Gene Ontology annotation, molecular function: ribonuclease P RNA binding. The record is from RefSeq and is a predicted model, not a curated record. Gene Ontology annotation, biological process: tRNA 5'-leader removal; rRNA processing.